Messenger RNA from Morone saxatilis (striped sea-bass), 4628 nucleotides. RefSeq names its product ataxin 1a (gene atxn1a). Gene Ontology annotation, biological process: nervous system development; negative regulation of transcription by RNA polymerase II. Gene Ontology annotation, cellular component: nucleus. Gene Ontology annotation, molecular function: RNA binding; protein binding. Bases 979 to 3423 code for a protein of 814 amino acids. The record is from RefSeq and is a predicted model, not a curated record. The transcript has 6 exons. Lineage: Eukaryota; Metazoa; Chordata; Actinopteri; Moronidae.
GAGCUAUUAGCUGUGCGCUGCAAACAUCAUUAGGAGGGGAGACGCUUUCCACCGUCAGCGCCGGAGCAGAGCAGGGGAGCCCUGGCAACAAGGAGAGACACAAACUCAGCAGCCCGUUACACCCUACAGGAAUGCUGACAGCACCUGCAGACAGACAGACGUGGACAGACGGCACAGACACCCGGAACGCUUCCCUCCCAUUGGUGGAGAGAUUCAGACUUCACACCAGGACCUGCAGCUCCAGUCGGUCAUCAGCUUUCAACUGAGCAGCAGGCUCCACCUACUCCGCCCAAGUAGCUCUGCAUCCUCUACUCAGCCGCUGUAAGAGCCACCUUUUCAAGUGAGGGAGUGCUGAGUCCCUGAGUCAACACACUGCAUUCUGGGAUAGUCUGGAACCCUCUCCAUGGGCUGUACCACCUGUUGACAAACCAGGGGGGUCUGGAGGAGCUGUGUUGAAUGAGGAUUGCGCUGGGUGUCGGCAGGCUUGCUUUUGCAGGGAAAUGAUUCCGCAUGAAGUGCGGCGCACUCGGCCCCCCGUCGUCCUCGGCGGCAGCAGCAGGUGUGACGUCGUGACACUCUCCCCUACCACACUGAGCUCACCCUUCAGCCGCUAAAGACCCCUGGACCAAACAGACCGCCCUACCCCUCCCCUCUAACUACCCCUCCAUAUCUUCAUCUCCAUCUUUAAUCCUUCCUCACCUGCUUGUUAGGACCUGGAUUUUCUUUGUUAUCAAAAAAAAAAGACCUGGUUCAACGGCCUUGGGUGAACUGGAUAGAGAGUGAAAGAGAAAAAAGUUUGGGAAAGUUAAUUCAUCGUUAAUUAAAGUGAGACAAGGGGAUUAUCACAAGUGAGAAAAAGAGAAAAGAAAGUGAAAUAGAAAGUUAGAGAGAGAGAGAACAAAAAAGGAAGAUAAAGCUGUAGAAGUCCAAAAAUUAAGGAAUUGCAAGUACAGUUAAAGGACGGGAGGCGAAGUCAGCAUGAAGUCCAACCAGGAACGCAGUAAUGAAUGUCUGCCCCCAAAGAAGAGGGAGAUCCCCUCAAGUACAUUACCAUCUGAAAUUCGCUCACCCAUUAUGCCACCUGCCAGUGACAGCCAGCGCACAGAGAACAUGGCCUGGCUUGCCAGUGUGGCUGGUGGCAAUGAGAGUGGCGUGGGUGGGCACCGUAGCUCCAGUCAGUCUGACGGGCCCCAGUAUAAAUCCCUCUUCUCCACAUCAGACACUUCAUCCUCCUCUUCCUCACUGAGGUUAGUCUCAUCUCUUCCUACAGUGUAUACAUCCCCUCUGUCACAGUCCACAGUUGGAGGAACUGUCCAUUACACCCAACUGCCUCCCAACCUGCAGUUUAUAGCCUCACCCUACACUGCCCCAUACACAGGCUACAUCUCCCCUCAACUGCUUCCACCUCCUCCUCCACCUCCCCCCCUCUCCUCCUCCUCUUUGGCCGCACAGAGACCCUCACACACAGAGACAGUCUGUGCUCCUUCGCAGGCCUCCAAACAUGACCAGCAGAGAGCAUCCACGGGGCGUACCUCCAUGCCUCCACCUUCUACAGACCCCAACCCUCACCAUGUUCAAAUGUCAAGCUCCCCACGGACUGUGCCGUCGCCUCAUCACCAGGGAGGCGUUCACCUUUCUCCCCACUCACUGCAUCACCAUCAUACUUUGGGGCAUGGGAUGUCCCAGGUUGUGGUGCAGUACACAGAUGGACCCACCAGGAAAGAGGAGAUUGGCACCAGACCCAGAGAGCUCCACAAUGGAGAGCUGGAAAGGGGCCGGCGGUAUGGAGCAUCCCCUGAGUCCAGCCUCUCCAAGCCAGGGAGCAAAUUACGAGACACCACUUUGUCCUCUUACGAGGCACGCCAGCUGGUUCUGCCAUCAGAGUACUCUACUCAUGAUCCCUCAGGGCUGAGAACAUCUGUCAUGCUUAUGCCUAACAGCCAUGGGGACCACCAGCUGGUACCACCCAGAGCCAGCCCUGAGAAGGUGACAACCUCUGCACACCUGGAGAAAGGUGGCAUCAUCCUGGGCAAGCCUGUCAAUCGCACAUCCUCCUCCUCCAACACCACUUCCUCUUUCACGUUUCCACCCCCAUUAAGUGUCAACAGCCUGAAAGCUGCUGUCAGCACACUGUCGCCCCAGACCGUUAUCCAGACCACCCACAACGCUACAGAGUCACUGUCAAUGGGGCUCCCCUCCACCAGUAUCUACCCUCAGCCACCAAUCAUUGGUUACAUCGCAGAGGGCAAUGGGAGCCAGCAUACGCCAAUCAGCUACCACACCAGCCUACAACAACACUUACUCAUUCCUGGCGCCCAACCGGUCAUUAUCCCUGUUAGUGGAGGUGGAGUCACCACAUUGGAAGCUGUAACUUCCCACGUAACAUCAUCGACCCAAGCCGCACCGUUUCCUACCACACUCCCACACACAUACAUUGCUGCCACUGCCACCAAAGGAGAAACUCUGGAACCCCCCAGCGGCCACUAUCAUCAGGCUGCUUCAAGUGCAGUGGUCCAAGCCCAGCUUCAUCUGCCCAUUGUUCCUGCUCUGCCGGGUCUAGUUGCUCCUUCUGCUCCUCCGCCCACAUCCAGUACAGUGGUGCCCCCUUCACUCCCCCCGUAUUUCAUCAAGGGCUCCAUCAUCCAGCUGGCCGAUGGAGAGCUGAAACGUGUGGAGGACCUGAAGACAGAGGACUUCAUCCAGAGUGCCGAGAUCAGCAGUGAGCUGAAGAUCGACUCGUCCACAGUUGAGCGCAUCGAAGGGAGCCACACCUCACCCAACUUUGCUGUGGUUCAGUUUUCCGUUGGUGAGCACCGUGCACAGGUGAGUGUGGAGGUCUUGGUGGAGUACCCCUUCUUCGUCUUCGGCCAAGGCUGGUCUUCAUGCUGCCCUGACCGGACCACCCAGCUUCUGGAGCUGCCUUGCACCAAGCUGUCUGUGGGUGAUGUUUGUAUUUCACUUACCCUCAAGAACCUGAGGAACGGAUCUCUGAAGAAGACGCAGCCCCUGGAGCUGGCCACCCCUGCUUGUGUCCCAGCCCCCAGCCACGCGCACCUCAAACCCCACAGAGCUGUUUUAGACGCUCCCCAAAGCUGUGGUGGAGGAGGCUCCAGGCACAGCGAGCGGGAGAAUGGCAUCAGCCAGCGAGGGAAGGGUGGAAGUGGCAAUAGGAGUGGCACCAAUGUGGAAAACGGAGAUCUCAUGUUUGGAGAAAGAGGGUUAGUUUCUAAAUGUCAGGUUGCCGGCGGUGCAGAAGCUGGCUCCAGUAAGCCAUCAAGAGGCAGGAAGCGGAGAUGGUCUGCCCCUGAAGGUCGAAAAGUAGAAAAAUCCGAGGAGGAGCCACCCUUGACCCUGCCGAAACCUUCCUUUAUCCCUCAUGAGGUGAAAGUCAGCAUUGAGGGAAGGUCGAAUAUUGGCAAGUGAAUGCUCGCAGGACUGUUGUGUAACCAUUGGGAUUUGGAAAAAAAACAGAAAAGGAUUCUACAAAAAAAAUCAUGAAUGCCCACUUUAAUGUUUCAUUUGUCUUGGUUUUAAAGUUUUGUUUUCUGUUUUUAUUUUUCUAUCUUGAAUACUGUACUGUAGAGGUAAAUUUACCCUACAUGGUAUCACCUUACAUUAAGUCCAUGUAGUUUAUAACACUUUUUUCUUUUUUUUGUAGAUGGAUUUGAUAUCACACAAGCAAUCUGUGCCGUUUUGGUGGUUUUCACAAUAUGACUUAUGGUUAGGGAUUAGUGAAGAGUGUUUGUUGGUGGCUGUGUGGCACACAGGAGCAAUGCUGGAUGGCUCUUCUUGGCUGGAUACACAUUGCAGAUUAUGUAAAGUUGAAAUUGAAUUAGCUCUCAGUUAGUUUCUUGGCAGUGAAUUCACUCCCUGUGCACUGCUAGUGAGGCCGCCUGGACGAAAAUCUUGCCACGCCAGUGGUUUUACACUGGACCACAGGAGUGAUAUAAUGUCAGCUGAUCCUAAGCAUGAAGGAUUUGUGGGUAAAUCAUGAAAUUUUUCAUCUGCUGAGUGGGAGUAAGAAAAACAUUUUUUUUUAGUAUAAACGUAGCACGUGUUCUUCACCGUGCCAUCAGGGUGUGCCAGACCUGAUCAGUGAUGUCAUCAGGUGGUACCAGUGUGCCACACAAUAGAGAGGGAAUAACACUGUUCAGUUUGAUGAUGGUGGAGUCUUUACUUUCAUCUUAUUUCAUUUACAUUUUUUUUUCUUAAACCCCUUGUCUUCUAUCUCACCAGAUAGUUGUUUUCAAUGAUUGUCAAAAACCUUAAUCAGGGGUCAUAUAGUCCUAGAUUGAACCUAGGUGGGUCAUUGUUAAUGUGUAAAUGUGAGAUACCCUAACCUGAUACAUACAAGUGCAAACACACUGGGUUGGCGAACUUCACUUUAAAAAUAAUGUUAAGAGGAAGACUUCAUACAAUCCUCAUCGUUUUUUGAUGAAUUUCUUUAUAUUUUUUUAAGGAGAAAGGCUGUGUGAGAGAAACUGAGAGAAUCUGCAUGUCAGUUCCGAGAGGGUCAAGAUGAUUCAAAGCACUUAACACACCUGUCACACUCACCAUACAGCCGACACAUAUUUGUUGUCUCUUUAUUUACGCAGUACUGUAUGUUUUAAGAUUUUUUAUAUAUAUAU